AUGAGUAAAUCACCGCUCCUAGCUGUGAUGCUGAUUGUAUCGACAGUGCGUGGCACGAACAUUGCCUUUCAUUGGCCGCCCAGUCUGCGAAACUCAAGGCACCUCGAUCAGGUGCACGAUGGUAGACCUAUGGCGCAUGAUGAUGACGAUGAAUCAAACUCUCUUAGUGACGAUUACUCUGAUGAUUGCAAUUCUACGUCUUCAGAGGAUAGCUUCAAUGAAGACGCAGCAAGAAUUGGGUAUGAAGAAGAGGAGCGCUUGCCGCGCAGCUCAGCAGGAUCACGUUUUGUGCGCGACUCUUCCUUUUCAGCCAUGGGCCGUAUGCGAUCCACAGCCGGAUCAUCACGCGCUCGCUCACAAACUCGGCCUCGGACCACCGCAUCUCCCGACGCGCGUGAAAAUUCAGGACGCAGUCGAAGUAGGUCUCGUGCUCCGCCACCGUACGCAUUCCCAUCUCCGAGUCACACCGCGUCCAAUCCAAAACAUGAGCAUGGAUACCACUUUGCUUCAUUUGCUGGCUUUGAACUCGGCAUGCUCGCAUCUAUACUCAUACCAAGGACCCAACAAUGUCACCAACGCUUCGAGAUGACCAUCGACGACCUCACAUUUUUAGGCCAUCCCGUCGCUGAAGAGCAUCAGCCGUCUCAUGCAAAGCACGCCGAAACCAGCAUAUUCAAUCUUGUGUUUGUGUUUGAUCGUCUCAACAUGUUUCCAUCUAUACGCUUUGUCGAAACUCAACACUGGCUGCAACUCUAUUACACAAUUAUAUUCAAGCUUACAGCGGUACUUGCGAUGGAAGAAGCGCGCGCCAAGUAUGUCUCAGAAGAAUCGUACAAACUCAUUCAAAUUCGUGAAGACGCGUUGCAGGAAGGAUCUAGUAUUGAAGAAUGUACUAAAUUUUGCUUAGAAGAGUCGACUCUUGCUACAAUUCUCCGUGAUGUGUAUCGCUGCGUGAAGAAGAAUCAUGACUUGGAAGUGAACAUCAAUAAUCGAUUUCGUAUGAUUCUGAAAAUACCACCACUUUUACAGCAAUCUAACAAAGCUAUCAAAGCCACCGAACUUCAGCCUGUGUACGACAUACAUGACAACAUCAUUCUGCGCGGAGAUCAGCCGGAACCAUUUGACUCGACACCACUCCCCUUGUAUCAAAACGCUCCAUUGAGGUCUGUUUUGCAGGAGUGGUCCCAAUCCACUGGACCCUUUCUUCUUCCAUGGAAAACUCUCUUGCUACCGGAGGAUGUAUUCGAUCCGGUUCUUUCUCGUUAUACAAAGAGUGAAAUCCAAAACCUCGUGAACAUGUUUGAUCCAUCGCCCUCCGGAUUCAAGACGUUCGCGGAAACUGCAGAUCUUUUGCAGUGGGACUUGUACAAAAAUGUAUAUCCACUGAUACGUCAUCUCAUUUAUUACAAGAGUGCUCAAGUCAUUGAUGUACCGCGUUUGCAAAACUUGUACACUAUACAUCCCCUGUUCGAUGCUGAAGAUCUGCCAACUCUGAAUGACAAAUGGCAGCAGAAGUUUCCACGCAUGGUGCCUCUUAACAAGUUUGUUACGGCUCUUUCUUCCAGUCUACGCCCGUUUGCGUCACAUUGCCGGGCAUUAGGCGCGGGCUCUGCCGCUUUUAAUAUGCUUGUAUGGCUCUUACGUGAAAAAGUCAUUGCACAAACACACGUCUACUUGCGCCUCUUCAUUACUGAGCGCGAUCAACUUCGAGCGGUGGAGCUAAGAAAGAACAGGCGUGAGCGACAGCUCCGCUUCCCGUCUCAUCACGCCGAUGUCACUAGUCCGGAGCGGCAGGCACCUUCAGAUCGUUCGCAUGCACGGGUCAAGCUCGAGACGCCGACAUCCUUCGUGCCGGAGUGGCCGACAAACAAUAAAACGUCUACCAUACAAAACCAGAAGAAUGUUCUUGCUAUGGAUGUUGAAGACGACCACGUGGACGAUUUGCUUCCUCAAGGCAAGCCAUGUCCUGUCAUGAUCCCUGAGCCGGCCCGGGCUAGCCGUACCGAGAGCGAGUGGAUAUCAGCUCUCUUACACGGACGUCACUCAUGGUACUCGUAUUGGCUCAUCAGACUUUUUCCAUAUAUGAACGGCAUGCAUAGUGUCGAUGAAAUGGUUGCCCGCGAGAAAAUUCGGCGCCGCGAUCUCAAGAGCCUCCUGACUGAAUUUGACGCCAACAUACUCCAUUUCUAUCACCCAUAG
Molecule: messenger RNA, 2199 nt
Organism: Malassezia restricta
Lineage: Eukaryota; Fungi; Basidiomycota; Malasseziomycetes; Malasseziales; Malasseziaceae
Product: nitrogen permease regulator 3-like protein
Exons: 1
Coding region: 1-2199 (732 amino acids)
Biological process (GO): TORC1 signaling; positive regulation of autophagy; negative regulation of TORC1 signaling
Cellular component (GO): GATOR1 complex
Source: RefSeq, a predicted model, not a curated record